AUUAAAAUAGUGUACUGCUGAUUCGCCGACGGCGUAGAAGACGAUGCGAGUGUUGUCGUAGCCUAUGAUGAAGUCUCUCUAUCACUCGUUUUCUCUUACUUCCCGCCACCAGAUCCUCCUUCGGAUGUACUCUCCGUCGGCGAGGAAGAUAAUGAGUUCUUCUUCUUCUUCUUCUACUCACCCUCCGAUUCGAAAGACGCCACAGACUACAUCGUUUGAAUCACUCAAUAAUUAUGACGAGCAAUUUCCACCACUUACUGGCGGCUCUAAGAAGAAGAAGGUUUCACCAACAAGUGAGGUUGAUCUUGGUUCUACCAAACCUUCUAGUUCAUGUAAAAGUUCACAGUUUCAAAAUUGGACAAGGGGUAAGCAUAGGGAUCAAGGUACGAGGAGGAGACGGGCUUCACUGUUUAUAGAUGAAGAAGUGAAUGGGACAACUUUUGAGGUUGGCGCUGGUACUGCUGGCUCACAAACAAGUGUUGUUGAGCUUGAUUCUAUCAACCCUUCUUCUCCGGGUAAGAGUUCACAAUCUCAUAAUUCGAAAAUCCGCAAGGUUAGAAAUUCUGGAUUCAAGAGUAGGGAUCAAAGUCCUAAGAGGAGAGAGGAUCCGCCUUUCGACAUUUGUUCUUCAGUCCUCGAUACAAGCAUAAACGAUUGGGCUUUGGCGGAUGAAACAAACGGGGAAACUGUUGAAGUUAGUAAUAAACACAGAGUUCUAAGGCCUGGAAUGGUGCUUCUUAAAGGCUUCCUUUCACAUGAUAUACAGGUUGACAUUGUGAAAACAUGCCGAGAACUUGGUGUUAAGCCCGCAGGAUUUUACCAACCGGGGUAUAGAGUUGGCUCAAAGCUUCAUCUGCAAAUGAUGUGCCUUGGGAGAAACUGGGAUCCACAGACCAAGUACGGUGAAAACACUGACAUAGAUAGUAAAGCAGCCGACAUCCCUGUUGCAUUUAGUGUCUUGGUAGAAGAGGCGAUCCGGGAAGCACAUGCUCUCAUCGACAGAGAAUCAGGAACAGAAGAUGCGGAGAGGAUACUUCCAGUGAUGUCACCAGACAUUUGCAUAGUCAACUUCUACUCAGAAACUGGAAGACUUGGUCUCCAUCAGGACCGAGACGAAAGCCAAGAGAGUAUAGUAAAAGGGUUGCCGAUAGUCUCCUUCUCGGUAGGUGACUCUGCAGAGUUCUUGUACGGCGAGAAGAGAGACGUAGAAGAAGCACAAGGAGUCCAUGGGGUCAAGUCCAUCAUACCAAACUCAGCUCCCAUGUCUCUACUCAAUGAGUCCAAUCUCCGAACCGGACGUCUCAACCUUACGUUUAGGCAUUUCUAAUCUUAUUUCACCUCUCUCUCUCUCUCUCUCUCUCUUUUAUUCAAAUACAAAACGAUUUGUCUUAAAAUACUACUAAAAAGCUAGUUAAAUUUUUAAUUAUAGAAAGAAAUGACUUAAAUUUUGAAA
Arabidopsis lyrata subsp. lyrata is the source of this 1453-nucleotide messenger RNA. RefSeq lists its product as uncharacterized. Bases 65 to 1327 code for a protein of 420 amino acids. The transcript is spliced from 4 exons. Gene Ontology annotation, biological process: oxidative RNA demethylation. Gene Ontology annotation, cellular component: cytoplasm; nucleus. NCBI's taxonomy places the organism in Eukaryota, Viridiplantae, Streptophyta, Magnoliopsida, Brassicales, Brassicaceae. The record is from RefSeq and is a predicted model, not a curated record. Gene Ontology annotation, molecular function: ferrous iron binding; broad specificity oxidative DNA demethylase activity; oxidative RNA demethylase activity.